AUGGUUAGAACACGAGGUUUAGGUCGUGCUUUAACUAGGGUUAUAGGGCGAGGUAGACAGGAUGAGCAUGAUGCAGUUGAUGUUCCCCGAAGGCGUAGGCCUACUGCAUCAGCCCGUAGGCAACGGGUACAUAUUGCGGUUGAUGAGGGUGUUCCUCAGGUGACUGAGGAUGUUCUUCAUAUGGCGGAGGAUGUUCCUCAGAUGACUGAAGAUGUCCCUCAUAUGGCUGACGAUUUUCCUCAGAUGAGUGAAGAUGCGCCUCAAAUGAUUGCGGGCAUAGAUGCGACUAUUGCAGAGGACUUAGGUCGUGAUGGUGCUGAGGGAUCACAUGCUGAUGAGGGAUUCCCUGGUGGGCCCCGUGACCCAUCAGUUCUGACUUCAUUUGUGGAGCAUGUCGCACAUGCCAUUUGGACUGGACAUGAGCGUUCUGAGCUGAAGUUGGUGUCGCACGGGAGGAAGGUGACGUUAAUUGGGAGGCCAGUGCCUGAGAUUGAAGGGCUGGUUGCCGCCACAGGAUUAAGUCCAUUGAUCGGGUGUUCAGUUGUAACCGGCGAUCCUGGACUUAUAUCCGCAUUUGUGGAAAGGUGGCAUAGGGAGACCAACACCUUCCACCUUCCAGUAGGAGAGUUGAAGAUCACACUAAAUGAUGUGUCCUCACUCUUCCAUCUCCUUAUCAGUGGCGCCUUCCACAGCUUCGAGGCUCUUUCCGUGGACGAGGCGAUAUUUUUGUUGAUGGAGUUGCUUGAGGUGUCCGGUGAGGAGGCUAGAGCCGAGACAGUACGAGCGCGCGGGGCGUAUGUAUGCCUCUCAUGGGUUCGGGAGAUCUAUGAGAUGAGAUGCCAGACACGACGAUGGAUUGUAGCAGCUCGUGCUUAUCUCCUGCACCUGGUCGGUUGCACUAUUUUUUCUAACAAGAGUGCAAUAUAUGUUCAUGUGGUGCAUCUAGAGGCUUUUCGCGACCUGGGUCAGAGUGGGGACUAUGCCUGGGGAGUUGCAGCCCUGUGUUGGAUCUAUGAGCACUUUCCGAGUGUGCAUCAAUGCAUCACCGAUGAUGCGUACGAGAAAACGUCCCCUCGUGCCUCCCGGUGGCUGACGGUGAAGGCUCAUAUGAAGGGAAUUACAGGAGCAUCGUACCAGGCAAGUUGUGAUGCUUUGACGGUCACAAACGUGUGUUGGUUGCCUUACAGUGACCAUCGUGGGGUUAGGGGGUUUGAGCUGAUUUCAUCGUUCCAGGGUCAGCUGAGAUGGGGUCCUAUGGUGGUCACAAUUCGAUCAGAGAGUGUGCUACGCCAUUUUGGGUACAUUCAGAGCAUCCCUCUGCCGUCUGUUAGCGCUUUGUUGUCAUAUGAUGAUAUAGAUGACAGAUGA
Molecule: messenger RNA, 1368 nt
Organism: Glycine soja
Lineage: Eukaryota; Viridiplantae; Streptophyta; Magnoliopsida; Fabales; Fabaceae
Product: protein MAIN-LIKE 2-like
Exons: 3
Coding region: 1-1368 (455 amino acids)
Biological process (GO): meristem maintenance; meristem development
Source: RefSeq, a predicted model, not a curated record